ACUCCAUAUCACACUGAUGCUGAUAUAUAGAGUACAAUUGUGCUGCUUGAGUUUGGUGCAAAGCAGUGUGCAAUAAUACUCAUAUCCCUAGUGCUUCUAAUUUCCCUACAUUUCUAAUUCAAACCUAAAGGAGAUCAAGAUGGAGAAUACCAGCAAAAUCUUUGACGUCAUCGUGAUCGGAGCAGGGGUUAUGGGAAGUUCAACGGCUUACCAGACCGCCAUGCGCGGACUAAACACCCUCCUACUCGACCAGUUUGACUUCUUGCACCAUCGUGGCUCGUCCCACGGUGAAUCAAGAACAAUCCGAGCAACCUAUCCUGAAGACUACUAUUCCAACAUGGUCUUAGAGUCCUCGCGUCUUUGGGAAAAAGCUGAAGCUGAUAUAGGAUACAAGGUCUAUUUCAAGACCAUCCACUUCGACAUGGGACCGUCUGAUGACAAAUCCCUGAGAGCUGUAAUCAGCAGUUGCAAGAAAAACUCGAUCCCAGUUCGGGUUCUUAACCAUCAUCAAGUAUACGAAGAAUUCUCGGGUAUGCUCGAGCUACAAAGGGACUGGAUUGGGGUGGUGACAGAGCAUGGCGGUGUAAUUAAGCCAACUAAGGCUGUGGCCAUGUUUCAGACACUUGCAGUUAAAAAUGGUGCAAUGCUUAGAGACAAUAUGGAAGUGAUUGAAAUUAAGAAAGAUGAAGUGAGAGGAGGGCUGUUGGUUUGUACGAAGAGUGGUGAGAAUUUCUGGGGUAAAAAAUGUGUUGUAACUGUAGGGGCGUGGAUGAAAAGUUUGGUUAAAAAGGUUACAGGAUUGGUUCUUCCUACGCAGCCAUUGGAAACCACUGUCCACUAUUGGAAGAUCAACGAAGGGCACGAGGCCAAAUUCACUCUUAAAACUGGUUUCCCAACAUUCGCGAGCCAUGGCAAGACACAUAUAUAUGGCACACCAUCAUUGGAGUUUCCAGGAUUGAUUAAAAUCUCGGUGGACGGCGGCCGCCCAUGUGAGCCUAAUGAGCGGACAUGGGCUGCACCACCUUCGGUGGCGGAUUCUCUGAGGCGAUGGAUAGGAGGAAGAUUUGGAAACCUCAUAGAUCCCAACGGGCCUGUGAUGACACAGUCUUGUAUGUAUACGAUGACACCUGAUGCGGAUUUUGUGAUUGACUUUGUUGGUGGGGACUUUGGGAAGGAUUUGGUGGUUGGUGGAGGGUUUUCAGGGCAUGGCUUCAAGAUGGCUCCAGUAGUUGGAAGGAUACUGGCUGAUCUUGUGACUGUUGGAGAGGCAAAAGGUGUGGACCUCAAUUACUUUAGCAUAGAAAGAUUCAAGGGAAAUCCUGCAGGAAAUGUUAAGGAUUUUAAAGAUGAAGUCAAUCCCCAUUAGCUGAUUUUCUCAAGUCAAUGUUCUCUCCCCCUUCCCUCCCUCCCUUUAGCAUGUCCCUUUCUUGAUCAAUGUUAAUUCAUAAACCUGUAACUAUGGCAAGGAUAUAUUGGAUGCAGCAAGAAGUUAUGAAAGUUGUGAUAAAUUUAAAUGUAAUUAGAAUGUAGCAAGACGGUUCCAAAGGGAAGAAAAUCAUUUACACAAUUUCCA
This is a messenger RNA of Olea europaea var. sylvestris, 1573 nucleotides long. Its product is annotated as probable sarcosine oxidase. NCBI's taxonomy places the organism in Eukaryota, Viridiplantae, Streptophyta, Magnoliopsida, Lamiales, Oleaceae. The transcript has a single exon. Gene Ontology annotation, molecular function: sarcosine oxidase activity; flavin adenine dinucleotide binding. The coding region runs from base 140 to 1366 and encodes 408 amino acids. The record is from RefSeq and is a predicted model, not a curated record.